This is a messenger RNA of Talaromyces proteolyticus, 1359 nucleotides long. RefSeq names its product phosphoesterase superfamily protein. NCBI's taxonomy places the organism in Eukaryota, Fungi, Ascomycota, Eurotiomycetes, Eurotiales, Trichocomaceae. Gene Ontology annotation, biological process: phospholipid catabolic process. The coding region runs from base 1 to 1359 and encodes 452 amino acids. Gene Ontology annotation, molecular function: hydrolase activity, acting on ester bonds. The record is from RefSeq and is a predicted model, not a curated record. The transcript is spliced from 2 exons.
AUGCAUCCUAGUGCUCUACUGGGCCUGAUGGCCUUUGUGGCCGCCAUCUCAGCCUUCCCCACGGCGCCUGACAGUGCCCACUCGAGUCCCUCGAUCCGCAACCUGAAGGCCAACAUCAAGAACGUCGUCAUCUUGGUCAUGGAGAAUCGCUCCUUCGACAAUCUGCUCGGCGGUCAGAAGCACAAGGGCCUCGACAACCCAAUCAACGCUGGACCCUUCUGCAACCCGUACAAUCUGACCGAUGCGUCACAGGGUGUCGGCUGCACGGGAGCUAGGGAUUUCGAUUCUGUAAUAAAUGACCCGGACCACGCUAUCUACGGUAACAAUAUUGAGUUCUAUGGCGACUACAACCCGGACAAUACCCUCAUCGCCGAGGGUAAGCUGGUCCCUCAUCAGCAAGGGUUCCUGCACGAGCAGAUGCGCCUAUACGGCGCCAAGCAGAACAAGACAUUUCUCGCUGCAGAGGUCAUGAAUUACUAUACUGAAGACCAGGUACCGGUGCUCACCACACUAGUGCAGAACUAUCUCACCUUCAACCACUGGCAUGCAGAUAUCCCUGGCAACACCGAUCCUAACCGUGCGGUCCUCGUGUCCGGCACCUCGUAUGGCCACGGCCUGAAUGAUGCCGACUUCGGCAACCAUGCCCUCCCCCAGCGCUCCAUCUUUCAGCAACUCACUGAGAACGGCCACUCGUGGAUCAACUAUCACGAUCCCAAGGGCGGCACCGGCCCGGAUGCUGGCUACUUCAACUGGACCUAUGCAAGCAACAAUGCUGACAAGAUUGUGCCACUGGCUAACUUCUACACCGAUGCGGCGGCCGGCAAGUUGCCUGAGCUUGCGUACCUUAACCCGUCCUGCUGCGGUGUCGGCACAAACUCGAUGCAUCCAUCUGGAUUAAUCUCCGAUGGUGAAGCAUUGAUUCGGGAUGUCUAUGAUGCCCUCCGCAAUAGUCCGCAGUGGAAGGAGUCACUGUUCAUCCUGACCUUUGACGAGAGCGGCGGUUUCCAUGAUCACGUCCCUGCACCACUGGCUCCUCGUCCGGAUAACCUAACCUUUACACUGAACACGCCCACUGGCCAGCCUUACACGUUCCCGUUCGACAGGCUCGGCGGACGUGUUCCCACACUGCUAAUCUCCCCAUGGGUGUCCAAGGGCCACGUUGAGCAGAAGGGCAACAGCGUCCACGGUAAGGCAGUGUCGUAUUCGUCCGCAUCAAUCCUGCGCACUCUCGGCUAUCUAUGGGACUUUGAGCCGUUCACCCCACGGGUGGAGCAUGCCGCUUCAUUUGAGCAUUUGAUUCGGAAAAAGGUGAGGUCGAAUACGCCAACUGCGCUGCCCAGCCCGGUGCCUUUCAAGUAA